AUGAAUCAAAUUUCCCAAAAUAUCCUUGUUCAAAAACUAGUUGACUAUAAGUUAAGGUAAAUAAGAUUGUAUGUUAAUUUACAGAAAGAACAAAAACAAGAGAAAGUCGAGUCCUUAGUUUUCACCUCCUAAGAUGCCAAUAUCUCAGAGAUAGACAUCAUUUCCAAAUGGUCAUGCAUAUUCAGUUCAUUAAAAAUUGAAAUCAAUUCAAAGUGAAGAGAAAGUAUUCAUUCCUCAGGCUAUACCACAGUCCCUGAUUUGCUUGAUCUAUUAAGCC
Molecule: messenger RNA, 277 nt
Organism: Paramecium octaurelia
Lineage: Eukaryota; Ciliophora; Oligohymenophorea; Peniculida; Parameciidae
Source: the annotation of a GenBank genome assembly